AUUACCUCGAAGCCGUCACACCUGCGCUGCACUUUAGGACGGGAGCCCACGCGACAUACGUCAAAACAUUUAGCCAAAUAAGUUUUUAUUGGAACGAGUGAAUGUACUGUGUCUGAGGAUUAAGACAUCUCUACGAAAGGAUGACCAAGUUCCUACUCUUGGUUGUUCUGAUAUUGAUCGGGCCCCUCAUACCCACCGGGGCCUUUCCACGGCCUGGCGUUGACUGCGAUUACAGCCUGGAGUACCCGAGCGGCAGCAUCUGCUGUUUAAACUGUCCAGCUGGUACACGUAAGGCAUCGCCCUGCACCGGAGCAGGAGAGGAGGGGAAGUGUGAGGAAUGCGACGACGGGACGUACACCGAGCACGGCAACGGACUGAGUCAAUGUUUCAAGUGCACGCAGUGUCGCUCAGAUCAGGAAAUCAAAAGGCCGUGUACUCACGUUCAGGAUGCUAAAUGUCAGUGCAAGCCGGGAGGAUUCUGUGCCCCUGACCAAGCAUGUGAGGCGUGCAAGAAGUGCUCAAGGUGUAAGAAAGAUGAAGAGAUAGUGAGGAACUGCACCUCCACUACCAACACUGAGUGCAAGAAAAAGCAUCCCGGCCCUGCCUCUCCCUCAGCAAAUUCCUUGAUGAUUGUGCCAUCUCUACUGAUCCCUACUUUCAUCAUAAUCGGGGUGAUAAUAUUUGCUGUGUGGAGAUGUCGAAGAACAGAAUCUGUGAGAAAUCCACCCGACAGGAGGAAAGCUGGAAAGCAUGACGGUGAAUACUGUCCCACCGAAUGCGGAGAAACCCAGAGCUGCUUGAAUCUCUCCCGGACACUGGUGAGAGCCACAUCCUCAACCGGUGCAUCGGACGAGUGUAAAGCGCUGUGUGAAAGCCCCGGCAGCUCAGCCAGUAACUCCCAGCUCAGUCUAACCGGCCUCCCCCCCUCUGCCUUCCCCGCACCUCCCCCCCGAGCUGUGCCCAUGCAACCCAACAGGAGGGAAGAUGUGGAGUUCCCCACGCUUGUUGCUGUGAAUGGUGAAGUGUCUCUGAGGAAAUGCUUUGAGUAUUUUGACGAGAUAGACUACAGCCACCACAAGAGAUUCUUCCGUCGCCUCGGUAUCGUCGACAACGUGAUCAAAAGCAAAGACCACCUUUCCUAUGAAGACAAGAUCCACGAUUUGCUCACUAUUUGGGUGGAGAAAGAGGGCAGGGAGGCCACCUUAAAUGACCUGCUGAGAGCGUUGCGGGAUCUGAACCAGAGGCGGACCGCUGAGACGGUCAAGGAGAAGGCGGUUCUCAAUGGUCACUACUCUGUUGAGCGUUAAGGAGAGGUGAAUUGGUUUUGGAAGACCCUUCUGAAAACAUGUAGUCCUGCGAGCACCACUCGUGCUUCCAGCUCCUCGGUGUUGAAAGCCAAUGCCCCAAUGUAUACCGGCUGGUGCAGCAUCACACACGGUUGUGUCCCACACUGGGUGUCACAAGUGUGGUGUCUGCUGCUUGUUGGAGAAACAUUGUGUAAUCGUCCAAUUCUGGUCCAAUCGCACUGCGUUCUAACUCUGUUCUUUUGGUGAAAAUGUAAUUGCUCGAACACUUACACGAUGUGUAUCUUACCGAAGCUCCUUCAGUCCGCGCAUGUUACUGUACUGUACAGCUCUGAUGUGGGUCUUGUUUGGUCUGACUUGGCCCGAUUACGAGCCUGGUUGACCUAACACAAUGAGUUUGGUUGCUUUCUGACUGAAUGACAUGUCUUCCCUCCUACAUGGAGUGAAGUAUUUCAAGACUAAAAAUGUUUGCUGUCUUGUUUACAAAGACCGCUUAUUUAUUUAAGUUCAAAUGAGCCCAGAACUCCCAACAUGUCUAUUGUUUCACAUAGUGCUUCAUUAGGCCCUAUUUAUCAUUUUGUUCCUCAGGAUGCAUUUUAUUUAUUCUCACAAAUAUAACUAUCCGUCCUCGGUAAUGAAUGUCUUAAUGAUAUCUCUAGGCUGUUAAACAGAGAUCAAAGGUAUAGCUCUGAAGGUAGUAAGCUAAGUUUGGUUUCAUUCAUUAGUGUCUGCUCUGCCUGACUAUUGUAUACAUCAUGAUCAUGGUUUAUUAACUUUCUCAAAGCGCCUGAACAAAGUGGAUGUGAUUAUUUCUCCUGUCUGCGUUGCAUUUCUGGUCUAUUGUUACAGGUCUGUCAUAGUCCUGAUCACAACACUGAGGUUUACUAAGUGCCCUGUCUGGCAUUUUAUAGAGAUGUUAGUCACAAUGUUACAUUUUACUUUUCUUAUCUGUAGCUUUUGCUCUCAUUCUCAGGGCCUGUUUGUUUUCUUUUUAGAGAAUAAUUACGACUUUACAGGCUCUCGUAUAUCAAAUUCAAAACGUUUGCUUGAAAAGAAAUACAACUCGAAUGUGUACA
Molecule: messenger RNA, 2380 nt
Organism: Anarrhichthys ocellatus (wolf-eel)
Lineage: Eukaryota; Metazoa; Chordata; Actinopteri; Perciformes; Anarhichadidae
Product: tumor necrosis factor receptor superfamily member 22-like
Exons: 10
Coding region: 141-1307 (388 amino acids)
Biological process (GO): positive regulation of apoptotic process; extrinsic apoptotic signaling pathway in absence of ligand; activation-induced cell death of T cells
Cellular component (GO): cell surface; plasma membrane; external side of plasma membrane
Molecular function (GO): protein binding; tumor necrosis factor receptor activity
Source: RefSeq, a predicted model, not a curated record